CCCCAGUUUACCUGUUGGGCUGUUUCUACUCUAGGCUCUGCGCGAUGCUCUCAGGGCUCUGCGCGUGCUGGAUGUAGUGUCCUGCUGCAGGUCUGUGAUCACCGCUGUGUGCUGGGCUGCCAGUCAGCCCUCUCUCCUGCUCCUCGAGCGUUCAGUCCCAGAGCUGCCCCCUUCUGGACACAGAGCACCCUGGGAUCCUUCGAAAAAAGGUGCAAAAUCAACGCAAGGAAUGAACUGGUUAGUCGGUCCCGGUUUUCCCGUCCCGCAGUGAAUCAGCUACCCCCUUCCCUGCCUCCGCUCUGGCUGGCCUCCAGUCGGUGACGUCACCUGUCGCACCUUGGAAGGUGGGCGGAGGACUCCCGGAUUCCGGCUCAGGAUAGGCUGGGAGUGGGAGGAGCAGGCCGGUUGUAUAAAAGCUCCCAUGUGCUCCGCACCUGCGCUCACACAGAGAGUGUCCAGGAAGGAUUUCCCCCACUGUCUCCACACAGAGCUCGCCACUGAAGCCCCAGCCCAGUCAGGUUUUCUCUUGCCUGUCCUCAGAUCAGCCCAACAGGAGGCCUGCAGAGCGCAUGAGACCCACAGCUGGCCAGAUGUCUCAGCUCAUCCCCAGCCAUGUGCUGCGGGUGGGACAGACCAUCUGUCUCUCGUCCAAAGAGGACGUGCUCCCACUGGGACGCUCCCUGUCCCCAGUCCCGUUCCAGGGCUGUCACUCCCUGUCCCAGAUCUCCUGUUCCUACUCCUCGGACUCCUGGGCCCCUCAUCCGGCCAAGAUUCCCAGCAGCCAGCAGGCGGAGCUGACGGACAUAGACCCCGACUCCCCAACCCUGGACGUGUCCCUGGAAACCCUCAACCAGCUCAUCCUGGAGCUGGACCCCUCCUUCGAACCCCUUCCCCUCCACAGUCGCUCGGAGAGAGGAGGGCUCCCGCCAGGCAGGACACAGGGCGCAGACUCCCCCGACGAGGAUGUGUCCCAGGCAGUGCUGGUGCCCAGGGGGUGUUCCUCCCAGGCCAGCAGUGGCCCGGCGGGCUCCGUCUCCAGGGUGUCCCUCGUGUCCCGCAGUCGGCCCAUUCCCGCUCGCUCUCCCAGGGGCAGCAGCUGCUCCCCCAACGGCACCCUGGUCUUCUCCAGCUCCCCGAGCGCCUCCGGCACCCUGCCGCCCCUGCCCUGCUCCCGGCCCAGAGCCGCCGGCGCGUUCCCGCCGCAGCACGGCGACCACCAGCUCUCCUGCUCCCCAGGGGCGCUGCCACCCACCCGCCACAGGGCCAGCGCCAGCUCCCUGCUCUCCGCCUCGCCCGGCUCCGACACCAGCUACAUCACGGGCAGCUGCCACUCCCUGCUCAGCGCAGACGCGGAGAGCUCCGACCAAAGACGGUUCGGGUUCUCGGGCUCCUUCAGUAACAUCGCCAGCCCCUACCCACAAUCCCCAGGGCCCCAGAAGCCCUUCUUCUCCGAGCACAGCCUGGCGGCCGACGCCAAGCCCCCCCCUGCCAGGGGCCCCCAGGCCCUCUCCCCGCCGGGGCUCCCCAGCAGCUGCCCUCCCUCGGUGGCCAGCUCGCUGGUCGACAUCCCCGUGCUGCUGGUCAACGGCUCACCGCCCCGAGACAGCCAGGCCUGCAGGGGGCGCCCCUCCUCCUGCGGGGGCCCCGCUGCCUCCCCCCUGCAGAGGAGCUGCAAGGCCUCCAGCACGUCCGCUCUCCACGGUGACGGGUCCGGCCCGCUGCCCUCCAUGAAGUUCGUGAUGGACACGUCGCAAUUCUGGUUCCGGCCGCACAUCACUCGCGAGGAAGCCGACGCGCUCCUGAGGGACAGGGAACCCGGGUCCUUCAUCGUGCGGGACAGCACCUCGUACCGCGGCUCCUUCGGCCUGGCCCUGAAGGUCCAGGAAGUGCCAGCCAGCGCCUCGGCAACCGGCAAGUCAGGAGAGGGCUCCACCGAGCUGGUGAGGCACUACCUCAUCGAAUCCUCCGCCAGAGGAGUGCGCCUGAAGGGCUCGUCGGAGGAGCCCUACUUCGGGAGCCUGUCUGCCCUGGUGUAUCAGCACGCCAUCACCAGCUUCGCUCUGCCCUGCAAGCUGCUCAUCCCCGGACACGGGGGCACCCCCUGCUCCCCGACACCCCCAAAUUCCUCAGCGAAGGAACACCAUGGUCCCGACGCGUCAGCACAGCCAGAGAAAGCCACAGCCGGUAGGUGUCGUGGCUCUGUACGUGAAGCGUGCUCGUGUCCACGUCCCCAACAUGAAAGCCUUCAGUGCUUACAGGAAUAUUACAAAGCUGUGACACGAAUCCACUGUUCACCACUGUUCACUGUGCACCACUGCUGUAUUUGUGCUCGGUGACCCUCCAGUCUCUGUCCUGCACACUGGGAUUCAGUUUGACCUGAGUCCCACGAGCCCACUAGAAACAAGGGGGAGCACAUUUGACCCACCUAGCUUGGUUGCUUACUAGAACCUAACUGAUCUGAGGAUCCCACCCAGCCUUUUUCUCAUACCAAACCAGGGUGUGAGCUUCAAUAACAUGGCUGGGUAGUGUCACGGAUGUCGGAAGAGACGAACCGUGGAAUGGCAGGAGAGCGAAAUAGACCAUAUGCGUAGCACCGAAAUGGGGGUUAGCCCGGGCUCAGCUGUUCAG
Messenger RNA from Lepisosteus oculatus (spotted gar), 2628 nucleotides. Lineage: Eukaryota; Metazoa; Chordata; Actinopteri; Semionotiformes; Lepisosteidae. The record is from RefSeq and is a predicted model, not a curated record.